Messenger RNA from Branchiostoma belcheri (Belcher's lancelet), 3515 nucleotides. RefSeq names its product putative pre-mRNA-splicing factor ATP-dependent RNA helicase DHX16. NCBI's taxonomy places the organism in Eukaryota, Metazoa, Chordata, Leptocardii, Amphioxiformes, Branchiostomatidae. Gene Ontology annotation, molecular function: ATP binding; RNA binding. The coding region runs from base 162 to 3308 and encodes 1048 amino acids. The transcript has 14 exons. The record is from RefSeq and is a predicted model, not a curated record. Gene Ontology annotation, cellular component: intracellular anatomical structure; catalytic step 2 spliceosome.
GUGCGAGAAGAACGUGGAGAUUGCGUUCCAAGAUGGCGGCUUUCUGAAAAUAAAAUCACGCAGGAGAAACUUUCUUCAAGUUUCUGCUCUGUUUCGCGUCGUAUAGACCAUAUACGGUCUUAUUUUUGUAUCAUACAAGAGCACAGAAUAUUGACCCCACCAUGGCAGGACUGCAGACGUGGGUGAAUGACCGGCUGUAUGACAUCCUGGGCAUGAGUGAUAAGUACGUGGGACAGUACCUAAUCGGUCUGGCUGAGAAGUCUGCCAACCCCGCUGACUUUGUGGAGAGGAUCAGGCAGACAGGGACCAUUGAUAUUGACGAGCCCAUCACCAGAUUCGCACACGAACUCUACAACAAGGUUCCUAAGAAGACCACAGCAAAGGUGUCCCAGUCCCGUCUGGCAGAACAGGCUGCCAUCGCCAUGCAGAAGAAAAAUGCCUCGUACAGACUCCUGUCUGACAGUGAAGACGAUGUGGUGGAGGUCAAGUCCAAGUCCAAGAAGAGGAAGAAGGAGGGGAAGGAGAAGAAGAGGAAACAGCUGAGGGCCAGAAGGGAGGAGAGCAGCGAAAGUGAGAGUGAUCAUGGCAGGGCCGCGUCUCCCAUGAAGAAGAAGGGUGACUCGGACUCUGACCUGGAUGAGUGGGAGAGAGAAGAGAAGGAGCGAUUGAGAGACCUGGAGGAGAGAGAUGCUUUCGCAGAACGACUGAAGGAGAGGGAUAAGGAGAAGACUCGCAACAUCAUGGAAAGAAGUGAUAAGAAGGCAUACGAGGAAGCCCAGAAGAGACUUAAGAUGGCGGAAGAAGACAGGAAGAAGAUGCUCCCUGAGCUGAGGAAGAAGUCUCGCCGGGACUACUUGAAGAAGCGUGAGGUGGACAAGCUGGAUGAGUUAGAGGCAGACGUCAUGGAUGAGGAGUACCUCUUCGCAGAGACCAAAUUGACAUCUCGAGAGAAGAAGGAGCUGGAGUACAAGAAGAAGGUUCUGAGUCUGGCUAAGGAGCACAAGCGGGCGGGAGACGUAGAGAAGGUGCAGAGGUACCACAUGCCUGAGGACAAGAAGGGAGAUGUUGGGAAGUACUCUUAUGUAGAGCCAGAAGAAGAAGAGAAAGGCCCUGGUUCAGAGCAGAAGCGUUGGGAGGAGGAACACCUCAGCAGUGCUGUGAUGAGGUUUGGAGCCAGGGACGCCAAACAGAAGAUGAAGGAGAAAACACAGGAGAAGGAAUAUGAACUGUUGGUUGAAGACGACAUGAUAGACUUUGUGAGCGCAGUGACGAUGAAGGGAACCAUUGACACAGAGGACCAACCCGAGCAGCUGUCGGCAGCGGAGAGGAAAGCUCAGUCCAUCAAGGAAGUGAAGGAAAGUCUGCCUGUCUUCAGGUACAGGGAGGGACUACUGGAGGCUAUCAAAGAACACCAGGUGUUGAUCAUCGAAGGUGAGACGGGUUCCGGUAAGACGACCCAGAUCCCCCAGUACCUGUACGAGGGGGGGUACUGUCAGGGAGGGAUGAAGAUCGGGUGCACCCAGCCGCGCCGUGUCGCCGCCAUGAGCGUAGCCGCUCGCGUGUCCGAGGAGAUGGGCUUCAAACUCGGCAACGAGGUCGGGUACAGCAUUCGGUUCGAGGACUGCACCUCGGAGAGGACCGUGCUGAAGUACAUGACAGAUGGGAUGCUGCUGAGAGAGUUUCUCGGGGAGCCGGACGUAUCAAGUUACAGCGUUCUGAUCAUCGACGAAGCCCACGAAAGAACGUUGCACACAGAUAUCCUGUUUGGGCUGGUGAAAGACAUCGCCAGGUUCCGGCCGGAUUUGAAACUCCUCAUAUCCAGCGCCACCAUGGACUGCGAGAAGUUCUCAGAAUUCUUCGACAACGCUCCGAUCUUCCGCAUCCCCGGGAGAAGGUUUCCGGUGGACAUCUUGUAUACAAAAGCCCCCGAGGCAGACUACCUUGAUGCGUGUGUUGUUUCUGUGCUACAAAUCCAUGUUACACAGCCGGAUGGGGAUAUCCUGGUGUUCCUAACAGGACAGGAAGAGAUCGAGACAGCCAACGAGAUGCUGACAGAACGCACUCGGAAGCUCGGAUCGAAAAUCAGAGAGCUGCUCAUCCUCCCGAUCUACGCGAACCUCCCGUCAGACAUGCAGGCGAAGAUUUUCGAGCCGACGCCGCCGGGCGCGAGAAAAGUCGUCCUGGCGACGAACAUCGCGGAAACGUCGCUCACGAUCGACGGAAUUGUGUACGUCAUUGACCCCGGGUUCUGCAAGCAGAAGAGUUACAAUGCACGGACGGGGAUGGAGUCGCUCAUCGUAACGCCCGUCUCCAAGGCGUCGGCCAAUCAGAGGGCCGGUAGAGCUGGGCGGGUCGCACCGGGAAAGUGUUUCCGUCUCUACACAGCCUGGGCGUACAAGAACGAACUGGAGGACACGACGGUGCCGGAAAUCCAGAGAACGAACUUGGGAAACGUUGUACUACUGUUGAAGAGUCUCGGCAUCAAUGAUCUUAUCCACUUUGACUUCAUGGAUCCGCCACCGCACGAGACGUUGGUCCUCGCGCUUGAGCAGUUGUACGCGCUCGGAGCACUGAACCAUCGCGGCGAGCUCACCAAACUCGGCCGCAAGAUGGCGGAGUUCCCCGUCGACCCCAUGUUGUCGAAAAUGAUCAUCGCGUCAGAACAGUACAAGGUUGUUGAAGAGAUCCUGACCAUCACGGCGAUGCUGAAUGUGCAGGGGUCGAUCUUCUACCGCCCGAAGGACAAGGCCGUCCACGCCGACAACGCUCGACAGAACUUCUUCAACAUGGCGGGGGACCACCUCACACUCAUGAACGUCUACAAUGAGUGGCAGGACACAGAGUUCUCGACCCAGUGGUGUUACGAGAACUUUAUCCAGUGGCGAGCGCUGCGGCGGGCGCGGGACGUCCGGGACCAGCUGGCCGGGCUCAUUGAGCGCGUCGAGAUCGAACCAACCAGCAACCCCGAGGACACAGUCGGUAUAAGGAAGGCCAUCACAUCAGGGUUUUUCUACCACACAGCGCGGCUGAGUAAGAGUGGGCAGUACAAGACAGUGAAACACCAGCAGACCGUCAUGAUCCACCCUAACAGCUGUCUGUUCCAGGAGCAGCCACGAUGGAUCAUCUACUUUGAGCUGGUCUUCACUACCAAGGAGUACAUGAGACAGGUGAUUGAGAUAGAGAACUCGUGGCUGUUAGAGGUCGCACCUCACUACUACAAGGGUAAGGAACUGGAGGACAACUCUGGCAAGAAGAUGCCCAAGACCGUCGGGAAGACUCGAGAGGAGCUCAAGCCGAUGGGAACGUGAUCUCCAAGCAGCAAACAAAAGAUAUAUACAAUCUACAUUCCAGCAAUAGAGAAGAUGUGAAAGAAGAAGCAGGAAAUAUUGCAAGAAAAUUAUGUACAUAUAUCGGAAAACUGAUUUUGUAUGUCACAGAAAUCAUCAUCAGCAUCCCUCAGUCUUAUGAGGUUUUUCUAAUCUAGUUUAAGAGUAGACAAUACUAAGUCUUGAUGA